Messenger RNA from Closterium sp. Naga37s-1, 2868 nucleotides. NCBI's taxonomy places the organism in Eukaryota, Viridiplantae, Streptophyta, Zygnematophyceae, Desmidiales, Closteriaceae. The record is from the annotation of a GenBank genome assembly.
AUGUCCGUCGGCGACACCGUCCAGCUGGCGUGCCGUGAUUCGCUGCUUCCGUUCCUGCAGCAGGAGGCGCUCGCAGCCGCCGGAGGGGGAAGCGGGGGCGGGGGAGGCGGGGCGGGGUCGGGAGCGGGAGAGCUGAAGCUUCUGGAAGUGGACGAGUCGAUGCUGGCAGAGCUGCUGCGCGACGGGGUGACUGCAGCAGCAGUUGCAUCAAAUCACCUGGAGGUUGUUCCUGUGGCGCCUAGGCUGGCCCGGCUGACCCACCUGCUGUCUGCAUGUGCUUAUAACGAGCGGGACGAGGAGGAGGAACUGAGGGGGGGUGAAGGGGAGGGAGAGGAGGGAGAGGGAGGAGGGGAAGGAGGAGGGAAAGGAGGGGAGAGAGGAGGUUGGGGGAGAGGGGAUGGUACAGUGAGAGGGGGGGAAGGAGGGGGUUUGGCGAGAGGGACAAGGGGGGUUGGAGGAGGGUUUGGUAGUGGGAAGAGGGGGAGACGGAAAGGGUACACGUGGCAAGAGCUGGUUGGUCGAGUGCAAGCAAGCGAGGAGGAGAUUCGAGCUGGUUUGGAAGCUGCUGGUGCCGUGAAGGUGGGUGCAGAGAGUGGUGCAAUGGGUGCAGAGAGCGUUGCAAUGGGUGCAGAGAGCGUUGCAAUGGGUGCAGAGAGCGGUGCAAUGGGUGCAAAGAGCGGUGCAAUGGGUGCAGAGAGCGGUGCAAUGGGUGCAGAGAGCGGUGCAAUGGGUGCAGAGAGUGGUGCAAUGGGUGCAGAGAGCGGUGCAAUGGGUGCAGAGAGCCUUGCAAUGGGUGCAGAGAGCGGUGCAAUGGGUGCAGAGAGCGGUGCAAUGGGUGCAGAGAGCGGUGCAAUGGGUGCAGAGAGCGGUGCAAUGGGUGCAGAGAGCGGUGCAAUGGGUGCAGAGAGCGGUGCAAUGGGUGCAGAGAGCGGUGCAAUGGGUGGAGAGAGUGGUGCAAUGGGUGCAGAGAGCGGUGCAAUGGGUGCAGAGAGCGGUGCAAUGGGUGCAGAGAGCCUUGCAAUGGGUGCAGAGAGCGGUGCAAUGGGUGCAGAGAGCGGUGCAAUGGGUGCAGAGAGCGGUGCAAUGGGUGCAGAGAGCGGUGCAAUGGGUGCAGAGAGCGGUGCAAUGGGUGCAGAGAGCGGUGCAAUGGGUGCAGAGAGCGGUGCAAUGGGUGCAAUGGGUGCAGAGAGCGGUGCAAUGGGUGCAGAGAGCGGUGCAAUGGGUGCAGAGAGCGGUGCAAUGGGUGCAGAGAGCGGUGCAAUGGGUGCAGAGAGCCUUGCAAUGGGUGCCGAGAGGGGUGCAAUGGGUGCAGAGAGCGGUGCAAUGGGUGCAGAGAGCGUUGCAAUGGGUGCAGAGAGCGGUGCAAUGGGUGCAGAGCAGAGAGCGGUGCAAUGGGUGCAAAGAGUGGUGCAAUGGGUGCAGAGAGCAGUGCAAUGGGUGGAGAGCGGUGAAGAGAAAAUCGGUGACACGUGGCGCAGCGUCGAUCCCGCAUACCUCGCCUCGCUCCUCCACCUGCUGCUGCUGACGUCAGCAGCCAAUGACUGGCCGCCACGUGCCAUUCCCGAGGCUGAUGCCGUGGCUGCCAUGUGCGGGGAAGGGGGGGAGGGGGAGGGGGGAACGGGAGAAAAGCGGGAGGGGGAGGGGGAAACGGGGGAAGAGGGGGAGGGGAUGGGGGGAAAGGGGGAAAGGGGAGAGAAGGAGGGGGAGAGAAGGGAGGGUCCCAGGGCAGAGCUGGUGAGGCACACACCUGUUCAUCCCUCACAUGUACAUCUCCCUAUCCCCUCUCCUCCCUCACAUCACAUGCACCCACCUUUGCCGGCACGCGCUGGCGCCACUCCGCUUUCAUGCACGCAUGGCAAAGCAGGUGCUUCCCACGCGCGUCCCAUGCCUGCCUGCCUGCACACCAUCCCUUGCGAAACCUCCCUUUGCUUCAGGCACGCAUCCCUUUUGACAAACCUCUCCCACAGGCACUCGCUGGUGCCACUCUUGAGACGUCUCAAAAAUCCAUGCCCGACUUGUGAGACGUCUCAAAAGUCCAUGCCCGCACCAUCCCUUGCGAAGCCUCCCUUUGCCUCCUUUGACAACUCUUCCCCCGCAGUCACUUGCUGGCGCCACUCUGCUUUCAUGCACGCAUGGUCGAAGCAGGUGCUUUCCACGCGUCCCAUGCCUGCCUGCACAGCACACUAUCCCUUGCGAAGCCUCCCUUUGCCUCAGGCAGGCAUCGCUUUUGACAACCCUUUUCCCCCCCAGGCACUUGCUGGCGCCACUCUGCCUUCAUGCACGCAUGGCAAAUCAGUGGCUUCCCACGCGCCCAUGCCUGCCUGCACACCAUCCCUUGCGAAGCCCCCCUUUGCCUCCUUUGACAACCCUUCCCCCGCAGUCACUUGCUGGCACCACUCUGCCUUCACGGAUGCAUGGGCAAAGAAGGUGCAUCCCGCCACUGCUAUACCACUUCACACCCCUCUAAACCGAAGCACGCGCUGGCGCCUCUCUGCCUUCAUGGAAGCAUGGGCAAAGAAGGUCCCUCCCGCCAUGGCCCAAUCGCUGGACGCCACGUGGCUGAGAGGGCUGGCAAUCCUGCAACACGUGGGGGGCCCAGCAGCAGCAGCCGCGGCGGCAGCAGCAGCAGCGAUAGGAGCUGGGAAAACGGAGGAGGAGUUGGAGUGUGAGCCGUUGGGGGGGGCACAGAGCACGUGGCUGCGCUUUCUGCCGAGCGACCAGCUGCCAGCCACGGCAGAGCACCGCUUCCAGGCGCUGUUCAGCGUGCAGCCCAUGUGGGCCCUUGGAGAUUUGGAGCCUUAUCUCAUUGACCUACAGGGCCCUGGCCAAUCAGUGGAGACCCUUCUAAUGCGAUUCACGCAAACGUGA